AUGCCCGCGAACGACGCGCGCGGCGACGAGUUCGACCUGCCGAAGUCGUGCGACGUCCUGAUCGUCGGCACCGCGCUCCCGCAGGCGGUGCUCGCCGCGGCGAUCGCGCGGCGCGGCGAGCGCGUCGUUUGCCUGGACGCCGGGACAUCUUACGGCGACGCGUUCGGUGCGUUCGCGGCGACGACGCCCGCGCGCGGGCUGUUCGCGAGCGAUGCGAUCGACGGAGAGAACGCGUGGGAGACGUUCGGGACGUGCGUGGACGCGAAGACGGGACGCGUGGACGACACGGCGUCGAGGCGGUUGCGGCGGUCGGCGAACGAGGACGCGAACGCGCCGGCGAGAGGGUACUCGAUCGAUUUAAACGCCCCGCGAUUGGCGCUCGGCGCGGAUGGGUUCGUGGAAACGCUCGUGCGAUCGGGAGCGCACAAGUAUUUGGAGUUCAAGGCGAUCGAGCGGACGUUCGUGUACGCGGACGGCGUCGCUCGAGCGGUGGCGAGUAAUCGAAGCGACGUGUUCAAGGAUCGAGGGUUGUCCGGGGGCGAGAAACGGGCGUUGAUGCGGUUUUUGAAGGCGGUACACGUGGAGGCGAUGCGGGACGCGACCGGACGGCGGCGAAGUGGGAAGAGCGGGGAAGAGACAAACGUCGCCGUGGGCGCGCCGGGAAGCGAGUGGGGCGGCGACGAAUUCCAAACGACGAAAGACGACGACGACGCCGAGGGAUUGCGCGUGGAAAACGGCGAAACGAUGGAUGCGUUUUUGACGCGGCACGGGCUCAGCGCGAGUCUUCGUGCGGCCGUGACUUACGCGCUGGCGUUACAAACGAGAGCGGAUUGCGCCGCGGCGACGGCGCUCGAAGAUUUAAAAGUGUACAUUUUGAGCGUGGCCAAGUACGGUCCGCAGACUGGAGCGUGCUUAAUUCCUGUGUACGGUGCCGGUGAUAUCCCGCAAGCGUUCUGUCGCGUUGGUGCCGUGGAUGGUGCGACGUACGUCUUGCGUCAAGGCGUUCGCGAGUUGGACGCCUCGACGACGAUUUCGGCGGCGAUUUCGACGGGCGGUCAAGAGAUUCGUGCGAGAAAAUUCAUCGUACCAGCGCCUGAGCGUUCCAGUGGACCGCUUUUGGUGCACGCUGUGUGUAUUUUAGACGCGCCGUUGGUCGCGGAGUACGGCCAGAUGCUCGUCGUGUUCCCGCCUUUGAGCGCCGCCGAUGCGCAAACCGCCGUCAUCCGCGCGCUUCAAGUGGGCUCGCACACGGGGUGUUGUCCAGAGGGCAAGUACCUUUUGUAUCUCUCCACUGUCGUGGAUGAUGUAAACGUCGAUCCCUAUGCAGGCUUAAAUGCCGCGCUAGACGUGCUAGUACGCCGAGGCGAAGUAUCCUCUACGGCGAGCGCAUUCGGCGCCGACGUCGAAAAACCCGAAGUUCUUUGGGGCACGAUGUACAAGAGACGGUGCGGUCAUCUCGACGACAUCGAAUGCUCGUCAUCGAACGUGGCAUAUUGUCCUGGACCAGACGAACUUGCGACGUUCGAGGGCGCUUUACGCGCCGCUGAGCGUGCGUACAAAGCGCUCUUCGGCGACGACCAGGAGAUGUUUCCGCUCACAGAAGGUGAGCCGAAGGAGACGACGGGCGACGACGACAUGGACGCGAUGCUCGAAGACUGA
Molecule: messenger RNA, 1659 nt
Organism: Ostreococcus lucimarinus CCE9901
Lineage: Eukaryota; Viridiplantae; Chlorophyta; Mamiellophyceae; Mamiellales; Bathycoccaceae
Exons: 1
Coding region: 1-1659 (552 amino acids)
Biological process (GO): protein geranylgeranylation; vesicle-mediated transport; small GTPase-mediated signal transduction
Cellular component (GO): cytosol; cytoplasm; Rab-protein geranylgeranyltransferase complex
Molecular function (GO): GDP-dissociation inhibitor activity
Source: RefSeq, a predicted model, not a curated record